Molecule: messenger RNA, 1674 nt
Organism: Bacidia gigantensis
Lineage: Eukaryota; Fungi; Ascomycota; Lecanoromycetes; Lecanorales; Ramalinaceae
Exons: 2
Coding region: 1-1674 (557 amino acids)
Biological process (GO): double-strand break repair; single strand break repair
Cellular component (GO): nucleus
Molecular function (GO): double-stranded DNA binding; 3'-tyrosyl-DNA phosphodiesterase activity; single-stranded DNA binding
Source: RefSeq, a predicted model, not a curated record
AUGACUUCCUCGGACGAUGAGGACGUCAAACGAGCCAUUGCCCUCUCCCUAGGCAAGCCGGACCCCACCACUACGCAGGAUGGAAAUUUCACCUACAUUGAGAGCGAUAAUGAUGAGGAGAUUGGAGGAACAGGUUCAAACCAUGGCAAAGACGCGAGGUCACAAAAAGCUGGUGAAAUAGCACCCGUACAGCCUGCGUCGGCUGGUCUCCAUGGCCUUGAUCGGAAGCAGAUGGAGGAAGAGAGACUAGCUCGGAAACGAAAGGCGUCGCCAACAUUGGCGUGUUCUACAAACAAAAUCCUUAAAAUAUCCCAUAAAUCGCCGCCUGAAACCAUCACCCGACCUCCACCUACAUUGCAAUACCCUCAAGGCGCCGUCAAAAAGACCUGGGCAUACGGUCACGGCCGCGAUGGCAAGGAUAUCAAGCUCGAGGAGGUCCUCCAGAAAACCGAUCUACAGCUUGCAGUCCUUAGCUCCUUUCAGUGGGACACCGAAUGGCUCUUUGGCAAAAUGGAUCUAGCGAAGACCAAAGUUACUCUUGUGAUGCAGGCGAAAGAGCAGAGUGUACGUGAGCAGUAUGGGAGGGAGACGCAAGACGUGAAGAAUUUGAGGCUUUGCUUCCCGAAUAUGGAGGGUCAGAUCAAUUGCAUGCAUUCAAAAUUAAUGCUACUAAGCUAUCCUUCACAUCUGAGAAUCGUGGUGCCUACUGCAAAUUUGGUCCCGUAUGAUUGGGGCGAGGAUGGUACGAUGGAGAACAUGGUCUUUCUUAUUGAUCUGCCGCGGCUUGAAAGUGAUGAGAAGGCGAAAGGAGAGGACCUUUCAUUCUUUGGACAAGAACUGGUGCAUUUUCUUACUGCCAAGGGUGUAGAUCGGCAUAUCGUAGACAGCAUAUGCUCAUUCGACUUCAGUGCUACCAGAGAUUUCGCCUUCGUGCAUACCAUCGGCGGCGCUCACAUUGACAGCGACUGGCAGCGAACAGGUUGGCCAGGAUUGGGGACUGCCGUUUCUAAGCUUAAUUUAGAAACAAAAGAGGCACUAAAAAUCGAUUUCGUUACUUCAUCUGUCGGCUCACUGGAUAUGGACUUUCUUGGAAGGCUCUACAAGGCAUGCCAAGGUGACGAUGGGCUUGCUGGAUACGCGGAAAAGAACCCAAGAGCCAGAUCCUCUCCAUUAGGUCAUUCCGCGUCGGUGACUAAUAUCCAAAACGCUAUCAAUCUCGGCUUUCGCAUCUAUUUCCCAACGCAUGAAACAGUCAAAAGUUCCUAUGCCGGCUUCGCUGGUACUAUUUGUAUGCAAUCCAAGUACUAUGAGAACCCGAAGUUUCCAAAGCAGCUUUUACGAGACGCCAAAAGCCUACGCGAUGGGCUAUUGAUGCACCACAAGAUCCUCUUCGUGAGACCGGAAAACGCGCGUUCUUGGGCAUACAUUGGCUCGGCUAAUUGCUCUGAAAGCGCCUGGGGUAACAAAGUGGUCAAAGACAAGGCUACGAAGGGCCCAAAGAUCAAUUGCAGGAAUUGGGAGUGUGGAGUACUGUUACCUGCGGCGAUGAUCGAAGGUAAAAGUGGUGCUGAUACAGGCUUGGAUAGCUUUAGGGGCAAAAUUCCAGUGCCUAUCCAGUAUCCUGGGGCGGAGUAUAGUGGUAGGAAGCCUUGGUACUCCAUGGAGCAAGGCUGA